AUGGGAUCUCAUUACCGUAACUGGAAACUGGGUGAUGACAUUUUGGACUCCGAGCUGCGAUUACCGGGCAUGGAGCUAUUGAGGCGUGAUCGUCCAACGCUAGGUGGGGGCGUGUUCCUCUACUAUCAUAACAGCAUGCAAUGCGAGCAAAUUGAGUACCCGUUCGCUGCUUACGAUACGUUAUGGUGUAAAUUGAAGCUAACACAACAUGAUAUCGGGCUGAUUGGUGUGGUUCAUCGCCCUUCUUCGUCAGCAGAUUCAGUUAAUGGCACUUCUUGUUAUUGA
Echinostoma caproni is the source of this 285-nucleotide messenger RNA. NCBI's taxonomy places the organism in Eukaryota, Metazoa, Platyhelminthes, Trematoda, Plagiorchiida, Echinostomatidae. The record is from the annotation of a GenBank genome assembly.